Silurus meridionalis is the source of this 3330-nucleotide messenger RNA. RefSeq lists its product as uncharacterized. The coding region runs from base 1400 to 3322 and encodes 640 amino acids. Gene Ontology annotation, molecular function: hydrolase activity. The record is from RefSeq and is a predicted model, not a curated record. The transcript has 4 exons. NCBI's taxonomy places the organism in Eukaryota, Metazoa, Chordata, Actinopteri, Siluriformes, Siluridae.
UCAGUGAUAGGACUCCGUCUGGACGUACGUGGAGGUGGGGAAUUAAAUUAUGUAAUUAAAAUCACACAGUCUGCAUUACAGCCUGUUAGUCUUCUGUCCUGUUUGUCUUCUGCGACGAAACCCAGCGUUCAGCUUCAGCACACGACUCCAUUCUGACAUUCUGACCUGAGGAUGGCGCUACUUGAUUACCCAGUUCCUGACUUAGAUGUGACCUUAAAAGAAGCGAGCCGAGUGCUUCAGCUUGUUCUGAGUCCAGAGGAGUACAUCCUGUAUAAGAGUGCUCUUUCACAGCAAACAGAGACCCUCAACGGCAUCCACAAGCAGCUGAAAUCCAGUGCCUCCUGCCACGAGAACUGGGUGACCGAUCAAUUCAAACAGCAUCUCCUGUCUUGUUUGGACUCCCUGCCGACCUCCACGGCGAUUCCCUCGGUGCUGCCUCCAUCCAAAGCAAAGGGAGAGUGUGUACAGCUUGAGAGGGCUACCACUCUGUUGUGGGCUGUAGCCAAGCUGUACAGUGAGCCCUGGCUUGUCGAGGGUGAUGUACCUACAGAGCGUACGCAGCAGUCAGAGGUGUUCGCAGCCAGUCGUUUACCUGGUAAACAUCAGGAUCAGAUAAAGGUGUAUCCAGAAAGCCUUCAUGCCAUUGUGAUCUGCCACGGAGGUGUAUUUCCAAUUCAGAUUGUACAAAGCUGUGGUGAAGCAGGCAAGGUCUCACCUGUGCCCCUUCUUGACCUCUUUACCCAGCUGUCCCAUGUUAUGCAUCUUCCACCUGCAUCGAUUGUUCAUGAUCCUUCCACAAUUUGUGGUUUUUCUGCUCUUAAUCGACAAGCAUGGUACGCUGCCAGGGAGGAGAUCCUGAAAGCUGGUGGUGAAGCAGCAAGAUCACUUGGUGUGAUGGAGAGUGCCAUCCUGGCUCUAUCGCUAGAAGAUUGUUCUGCACCAGUGGAUCUGGCAAAUACUCUCAAUGCAGUCCGUUUGGGAGGAGAGAACAGCCAGGGUCUGAGGUACUAUGACAAGGUGGUAAACAUGGUGGUGUUCAAGGACGGUGUAACUGGUAUGCUGUUUGAACACAGCGCUCUGGAUGGAAUGGUGGCUGGCCUCGUGGUUGGACGUGUAUGGAAGAUUUCAGAGUCUAUAACUCUUGAGCAUAUUGAUGAAUCAGAUCAUACUGUCUGCCACCCAAGCCCUCUUGAGUUCCCAAUAGGUAGUAUUAAACUUCAGUAUCAGCCUCUACCCUCUGUCAGAAGCAAGUAAACCUAUUGUUACCUUUGAAGUUUCAUCCUACCCAGAUGUCUUCACCACUCUAAGGGGCCAGAGAGGUUUAUAUGAUGCAUGGAUCAAUUUUUCAUUGCAGCUCUCUCUAAGGCAAACUCUUGGUGAAUCAGCUGAUAGAUAUAUCAUGGUGACCCCUACUCAUAUGCGACACUUCAAACAUGGUCGCUGCGAUCCCACAUAUUCAGUCACAAUGCUGUCUCGACAGCUAGUUACAGCUCUAGGGUGCUGCACCAGGCCAGACCUUGUCCCUCACCAUACCAAGGAACUCUUUCAGCAGUUCCACUUAACAUUCAUGGAGCACAAAAAAAAUAUCAAAGCCACUAAAAGUGGUAGUGGUGUAGGGCCUCAUUUAGCUGUCUUGCGCAAUGGUAUGACUCAAGACAACCCACUUAAGAAAUUUCUGGAUCUUUUUGGAUGCCCCUCUAUCUACCUGACUGGAUCAGAUCUGAUGGAGGGUGUUGAAUGUGCUGUUGGUAAUGUCUAUGCAACUGACCAGCUAGCUGUUACCUACAUCGGCAAGGUGGACAAAGUCCAUAUUGUGUUGAAUGCAAAGGGAACAUUUGCAGGCAUCUUAGGAAAACUCAAACAGUGUUUUGAACUAAACAUAAAAAUGUUGAUGCUUCUGGCAGUCAAGUAUGCAAUUGCUGGGCAGAUGGGAGCCAUCGAAUGCCUCCUAGGAACAGAGAGAGAAUCAAAAAAUCUCACUGCAGCAGAUAAUAACACAAAUGGAUGGAAUGAAGUGGUGGACAAACAAUCCUUAGGCUCUACUCCAAAAAGAAAGCCAGAUUUCACCCUGAUGAUUCAUGGUGGUGCAGGGGAGGAAAUGAUGUUGAACAAUAAAGUGGUUGAGGUAAUUGAAUUUGCGCUUCACACAGCACUUACACUGGGAGCAGGUGUGCUAAGCCAGGGUGGCAGCAGUCUUGAUGCGGUGCAGAGAAGUGUUGCUGCUUUAGAAGAUUGUUUCUUAUUUAAUGCAGGCAAAGGAUCUGUGUACAACCAAAAUGGCCAGCAUGAGCUGGAGGCUACUAUCGUGGAUGGGCACAGAAAGAAAUCUGGAUCUGUGGCUUGCUUGCAUAAUGUAAAGAACCCAGUGAAUGCAGCUCGUCAUGUCAUGGAUAAGAGUAACCAUGCAUUACUUACUGGAGAAGGGGCUCAGGAGUUUUUAAUGGGUCUCUCAGAAAGCGAAAAUCUGGUGAAAACAGACUACUUUCACACUGAUAUCAGAUUCAAGGAACUUGCAAUAAAACUGAGUGGAAAUAAAAACAAUCAUCCACAAACUGUAGGAGCAGUUGCUCUAGACUGUUGUGGCAAACUAGCAGCAGCCACAUCCACAGGGGGCUUAGUAGGCAAGUGGAAAGGUAGAGUGGGAGACACAGCAGUUGUUGGGGCUGGAAUUUAUGCUGAUGAUAAACUGGCUGCAACCUGCUCCGGUGAUGGUGAUGCAUUCAUACGUCAGACAGUUGCUCAGAAAGUAGCUAGUCUCUACAAUCUUAAAGGGUACACUCUUAAACAAGCCUGUCGAGAAGUGAUUUAUGAAAUUUCGGAUGCAAAAUGUGCCGGAAUCAUUGCAGUUGACUACAAAGGUGAAACUGUAGUUGAAACAAAUGCUGGAGUAAUGUUUGUUGCAUCAAUGAACAGUGGUGUUGCUCGAGCUGAAGUCUUCAGACCCAUGAUGAACAUUACAAAUGUAAUUUGGGAAAAUGAUGAACUUGUUGCUUAUUUGCAUUCUAACCCGUGGACCCCAGGAACAACCAUUCUUACCCGAAAAACCUUAAAUGGACCAAACAGCAUUUUUCAGCUAACUGUGCCAGACUAUGUGGCAAUAUUAUUAGCGGCACAAACAGUUGCUAACUUGCUUUGUGAGAAACUAGGGGUGUACCGCUGUGCCCUUGUAUUCAGACCCCAACCAGACAAGCCUGCACUUAUCAAAAUCCUACCGCUUUAUGGCCUAGAACCCAAAUGGAAGGCUUAUCUUGCCAAGGAAGAGGAAUUCCACGUGCAUGACCCUGGCUACUGCAGUUCAAAAAGUGGCCCAAUGCAUGAUUGACAAUGCAU